GGGCCGGCCGGGGCCAUGGUGCCUUCUCCCGCGGAGCCCGCCGCCGCGCAGGGGUCGAGCGAGACAGAGACGCUCAGCCCCGCGUCCUUGGGGGCUGCCCCGCUCUCGGGCCUGGGACCCUCCGAGGGUCCCGAGGCGGCCGCCCAGAAGGUGGAGGUCGAGGUAGAGUUGGCGGGGCCGGCGAGCACCGAGCCCCCUCCGCCUCCCGAGGGCGGCUGGGGCUGGCUGGUGAUGCUGGCGGCGAUGUGGUGCAACGGGUCGGUGUUUGGCAUCCAGAACGCCUGCGGGGUACUCUUCGUGGCCAUGCUGAAGACCUUCGGGUCCAAGGACGAUGACCAGAUGGUCUUCAAGACAGCAUGGGUAAGUUCUCUCUCCAUGGGGAUGAUUUUCUUUUGCUGCCCAAUAGUCAGCAUCUUCACAGACAUAUUUGGUUGUCGGCAAACAGCUGUUGUGGGUGCUGCUAUUGGAUUCGUUGGACUCAUGUCCAGUUCUUUUGUAAGUUCCAUCGAACCUCUGUACCUCACCUACGGAAUCAUAUUUGCCAGUGGCUGCUCCUUUGCGUACCAGCCUUCCUUGGUCAUUUUGGGACACUAUUUCAAGAAGCGCCUCGGACUGGUGAAUGGCAUUGUCACCGCGGGCAGCAGUCUCUUCACAAUUUUGCUGCCUCUCCUUUUAAGGGUUCUGACCGAAAACUUGGACCUCUUUUACACGCUGAGAAUCCUCUGCGUCUUCAUGUUCGUGCUCUUUCUGGCUGGCUUUACUUACCGACCCCUUGCGCCCAGUGUCAGAGCGAAAGAGAGUGGAGUCAAAGGAGGCAACAGAUCCUCCCUCUUUUCCAAGAGAAAGUUCAGUCCUCCCAGGAAAAUUGUCAAUUUCGCCAUCUUCAAGGUGACAGCCUACGCAGUGUGGGCCGUUGGAAUCCCGCUCGCGCUUUUGGGGUACUUCGUGCCUUACGUUCACUUGGUGAAACAUGUGAACGAAAGGUUUACAGAGGAAACCAACAAGGAGGUGGUUCUCAUGUGCAUUGGCAUCACGUCGGGAGUUGGACGGCUGCUCUUCGGCCGGAUUGCAGACUACGUGCCUGGCGUGAAGAAGGUUUACCUACAGGUGCUCUCCUUCGUCUUCAUUGGUCUGAUGUCCAUGAUGAUUCCCUUGUGCAGUGUCUUCGGGGCCCUCAUCGCCGUCUGCCUCAUCAUGGGCCUCUUCGAUGGAUGCUUCAUUUCAAUUAUGGCCCCCAUUGCCUUUGAGUUAGUUGGUGCCCAGGAUGUUUCCCAAGCAAUUGGAUUUCUGCUUGGAUUCAUGUCUAUACCCAUGACUGUGGGGCCACCCAUUGCAGGGUUACUCCGUGAGAAGCUGGGUUCCUAUGACGUGGCAUUCUACCUCGCUGGGGUCCCUCCCCUUAUUGGAGGUGCUAUCCUUUGCUUUAUCCCAUGGAUCCAUAGUAAGAAGCAAAGAGAGAUCAAUAAAACCACUGCAGGAGAAAAGAUGGAGAAAAUGCUGGAGAACCAGAACUCUCUGCUGUCAAGUUCACCUGGAAUCUUGAAGAAAGAAUCUGACUCUGUUAUUUAAUGUCUUCUAUACCUCCACCAGACUGGAUUUGCUUUCAGAAGUUUAAGCAAGUUUUCCUUUUAUAUAAAUUGCAAAUUAUUUUUUUAAUCACAUCCUACGAAUAGCACAGUAAUGGGAAAUAGAACAUUUAUUACUUCAAGAACCAUUUUCUGCCACCGAAUAGCUGUCUAACAUUUCCGUGAGUCUGAGGACAGAGACUCUGGUCCAUGAAAACAUCUCUGGAAGUUAAAUAUUAUGAGAAUUUGACCUAUCUCAGUAGAAAGCAACUUUGGAAACUGUGAAUGCUAUUUAGCUUCUACAAAUAUUUAAAAAUACCUCAAGCUAUACUAAAAAGGUUGUAAUUUGGUUAAACUGGAAAUAUUGUUUGUUGCCUCACAUGCUGUUUUUAGUUCUGGUAUCUAUCUAGAUUUUAAUUUCUCUUGCUAUUUGGAGACUUUUUACAAAAUUUAAGUCUGGCUUCUAGAUAAUGUGCUAGCUACCUAAACCUCAAGUGGGUGUGAAAGUUGCUUUCCCUGCUGUUAAGUAGGCCCUGACAUGAAGGGGUUCUGACUUGCCCUAGUGUCAGAGAUCUUUUUGGAGCAAAUGCUAGCAAUGUAUUCAGAACCAGUAUGUGAGAUUCCUGGUCGUAAGGGCAGAGCAGUUAAAAAAUCAGGCAUUUCUUCAUUUACAUUUCUUCCCUAUGGCUUUGCAGUGUUUUACUGGAGUAGCCAGAAACGCUCCAAAUUUCUGAAUUUGUUUAAAUUAUAACAAUAAAGAAAAAUAGAAUGAAUGAAAGAUACUCUGGCAGUUUUAACAUAAAGUAUUUCUGGCUUCUGAAUUUGUUAGCACUGGGACCCAGUAUUUAAACAAAGCCUUAUUGAGCAUGAUGUCAAGUUGCAGUUUCAGGCACAGUGGGGGAAAAGAUCUUGGUGUUUGUAAAGGAAACAUCUAUUUCUGAUAGACACAGUUGCUGAAAUUGGUUUAUGAAAUUAAUGGGUCGUGAAAGGUUAGACGCAUUUAUAAAGAGAAACAACUCCUACAUUUCCAAAAUUUUCUGGCAGAAAUUUGCAUUUGUAUGUAUUUCUCCUAGUGUGUUCCCCAUUAACAUUCUUAGCACUUUUUUCUAUUUAUACACAGACAAUUGAAAGCAAGCUAUUAGAGUUUAAGUAUCUAAAAUUAAAACCAAAUCAUGUCAUGACCCAUGCUCAUCUACAAAAAACGGGAACACUUUCCUCAUCUCUGAAGUUAUACAUUUUUGUUAUUUAGGUGUUUAAAAAUUAAUAAUAUGCAAAGUAUAUUUAAAUCCUAAAUAUAGAUGUUUAUUAGAUCUUCCUCAAAUGUAGCUUGUUCACCUGGGAAGAUGUUGUUGUUGUUUUUUUGUGUGGUUUUUUUUGAGAGAGAGACAUCAAUUUGUUGUUUGACUUAUUUAUAUACACUCAUUAGUUAAUUCUUGUGUGUGCCCUGACCGGGGAUUGAACCCACAACCUUGGUGUAUAGGGAUGGCACUCUAACCAACUGUGCUACCUGGCCAGGAUGAGUGUUGUCCUUUUCUAAAGCACCUCUAGGACCCUCCUGUUUCUAAGUUCUUUGUAAGGAAAGAAAGUUAGUCUAUUAUCUCCUUACUUUACUUUUCAGCUACUGUUGUUUCUGGAAGGCAAAGCACUUCCAUUCCUUGUCUCUAGCCGAGGAUGGAGAUGCCUGGAAGCAUAUGGACUUAGAACUGAUGGAGAGCAGGGAGGUGUGGCACUCAGAAGGUGGGAGGAAAGUGAGGCAGUUCAUUAAACGGCGAGAAAACACAAUAAUUUUCCUUUCAGAAUCAACUUUCUUAUCUGCAGCCUUGAAAGUACAACGUCUAUAAACACUAAAUGUAGAAUCUGUUUUUAAUAGGAUUUUAAAUAAUUUUGAUUGUGAAGACAUUCAACAACUUACUGUGGCCAUACACACAGUUGCAACUUACUCCUUCAAAAUGUCCAUAUUUCAUAUUCAGGGACUUAGUAAUUUGUUUUUUGGAAGGUUCUGUUACAAAGAAAAGGAAAAACCCUACAUUUGAACACACUGCCCUUUUAUGUUCUUAUUUUAAACUUUUAGAAAAUGACUUAGAAAUGAUAAUGUAAUAAAUUAUCUGGUUUUUCAUUUAUUCAUGCCCAAUUAUAAAAGCAUAAUUUCCUCAUUAUCAAUGCUUUUGAGAUCAGCAAAAACAUAAAACUAAGACCAAUCAUCAUGCCUGCCAUUAUAAAUAUUUUUUACAGUUUUUAUAAGACUCCUGGUACUCCCCACCUGCAAUUGUACAGAAAGAAUAAUUCUAAAAUAGAAUAUUUACUCUGUAAAGACCUCCAAAGUGCUUUUCCUUUCAAAAUUUGGCUGAUUUUAGGGGAAAUAAAAUGUAAUACUCUGAAACUCAAAGACUUGAUCUUGCUUGAUUAGUUCUAAUAAAAGAGCAAAGUGACUUAAUAUUUAUAAUAAAAUUUAGAUCUCAGACUACUGCACACAUACUACUACACUUAUGUAGUUUUCAGUCUAAUGCAAUGAGUCAAACAGGAUCUAUAACACCAAGAAAUCUCCACCAUAAUCGAGUACAGUGCUGUAAUAAUAUAAAGUUAAAAAGACACCAAGAAAUCUCCACCAUAAUCGAGUACUGUGCUGUAAUAAUAUAAAGUUAAAAAGAAAAAGUAUAAAAGGUAAGAUGCUACAUUCCAUAAAAUGCAUAUUUAGUAAUAUGUUGUUUGGUACAAAAAGUUUUAAAAGUCUAAAGUUCUAAAAGUUCUACAAACUAAAAAAAUGAAAAAUACUACAUUCAUAAAGAUUCGUGUUUCAGACAAAGAAAUAUUACUUUAAUCUUUUAGUUAAAGUACAUCCUUUCCAAUUUCUGAAGUGUUACUAUUGUAAUAAAGUGACCAGAUGGGCCUAAAUUUUUCUUGGUUCAAUUCAGACACUUUUUUUGAGAGGAAAAGAAUAGAGUCAGAACUCUACUUUCUAGCACAUCAUCCUAAUUUUGAUAGGAUCAGCAAAUUCUCACAUUCAAUAGGUUCUUGCAUUUGAGGCCAGCAGUUACAUAAGAAGGAGAGCAAUUACUAUUCCCCUUUACAGAAGCUCCGGGUCAGAUACACAGGUAACAGAUACCCAAAGAUCUUCCAGAAACGUUUUGGUUAAAUUUUAUUGCAGUGGAUAUUGUUGAGAUCCAUCCAUUUCAGUAAUAGACCCACCAAGUUAUUGAUACUUUAUUCAAAAUUUGUAAAUCUCUUUGAUCACAGUUGCAAUGCUUAGUCUAUAAUCCUACUACAAGACUUGUAAUUUCCACUGAAAAUUGCAUAGUGAUUGCAUUAAGCUUCCAAUUCUACUCAUAAACAGAAACAAGGCCUCGUUUGCAUUUCAUGAUCCAUAUGUUAUCUGAUUGUACAUACUUGCGGACGAUCACCUAGGCUCUGCCUAAGUAUUGAGAAACCUUUCAUGCUAUCAGCUUCAACUUCUCACACUUUUAAAGUAAACGCACACUCAGUUGUAAAGUAAAUUAUCUUUACUCUUUUCAUAUUAUCUUUAUCCUUAUCAUCCUUUUUCCCUUUUCCUUCCUCCUAUCCUUCAAAACAUCUGCUGAUGAGUCCGUUAACAUCCUUGCUUAACUCUACUAGCUGCUCAGCUGCACUACUUCCUGGUCCCUGUGGUUUCAGAGGCUGGAGCCCCAUUCAAUUUGUGUGACCUGGAGAAUGGCUGGCUCUCGGUCAUCAACUUAGAGUUCUAAAGGUCUAAAUUAUGUGAUUAAAAUUUGGGGGGAAAUAAAUGUCAUAUAAUUGGCAUCUUUGGUGUUAACAUAUAAAACUUUAUUUAAAUGUUUAAGAUAAAUGCUUUGAAAGAAAAGAUUGUCGAGUUCUUAGCAUGAAUAUUUUUGGAGGACACAUUUUUUUUUUAACUUUGCUUUUGCUCUUCCUUUAAAGUUUUGCUAAAUCUUAAUCCUGAGAGCACACCAUGGAGGAUGCCUUGGAUUCAGUUCCCAACGAACCUGCCUUAGGCGGGGUCACACUUGGUGAGCUUAGGGGCACAAGUGGAAAGUUUAAUUAGCUCCAGUUUUUAAAUAUGUAAACAAUUUAAAUAUUUUAAAACUUAUUUAAACUCUUCAGAAAAUUCCUAACACUGAAAGCUUUAUUGUGGCUGGUAUAAACAUUAAGGAGCACUUUCUAUAUUAGAUUAAAGGUUGUUGCUGUUUUUCAUAUGCGAAAAGUAAGAGGAAGUGAGCUUUACUACUUUCUUUUUACAUCUAUAUUAUUUUUUAAUUUGAAAGAUUAAUGUUGUCUUGGCUAAUAGGAAAGUGCAUCAUCCAUAUAGUUUAAUGAACUCGUAAAAAAACUCAAGCCUUUUGCUUUGUUUUUAAAACAAAGGAAGAAUUUGCCAUUCAUAAUGGUGAUGUGGUAAUCCACAGAGGGCAGGCUUGCUACUUUACUGGCAGUCAUUAAUUCUGCUCAGAUAUACUCACUGAUUUUUGUUGGUGAUUUGGUUUAAGGGAAAUAAAAAGACCGUCUCAAGUGGAGUUUGAGAAUGGUUCAGGGCGAAGAGUCACAAGGUGGACAGCAACAACAGGCAGCUCCCGGGACCACUGUUAUUUCAUAGCUGCAGCCCCGUUUACCAGUUUACUUGUUGGCAGAGGCUAAUGCUUUGUUUUGUAAAUACACUAGAGCAGCGGUCGCCAACCUUUCGGACCACCAGUUGGCGGUCCCUGCACUAGAGAGUGGUAGGUGACAGUCCUUAAGACUAAGGGGCCAAAUGCCUAUAGCUACAUGUGAAACCUGAACACAACUCAGAAGCACAAUUACUGAACUACCAUAAAUGUGGACUUUAUCAGAUGACGUCUUCUGAGAGAGACAGUAAAGACCCAUGAAACAAUUCAUUGCCACAUCUUUGACUCAAAGAAAUCUUGAAAUCUGGGACAUAGUGGUUUUCCUAGUAGUUUACUAUACAUGGUUGUUUACUUAGCUUGCCCUUUUUUAAAUGAUCAAUAUUUAAGUAGUGAACAUUAAUCAUCUUGACCUCUAUACAUUCACAGAAAUCCUCCAUGGUAUUAUCUUCUUGACAUCUAAUAUAGGACUACCUCACUUGUGACUCAGAAGAUUUCCAUUUUUUAUUAGUGUGUUGGAAAGACACUGGGAACGAAACGAAACCUUUCUAAGCACCUGAUCAUGACACUCACUUGACCCCGACAGUCCACCUACCUCAGCUUUCAGUGUCCAACCAAAAGCGUGGCUUAAUCCAUGCGUGCUUAGUCAGAAGGAAGCUAAUGGUGAUGCUGGGAUUAAAAGGCAAGGGAGUGCAAGUUGUUAAGGGGGUCAAAACAGUAAGAUUUCUUAAGUGCUUUGUUCUGAUAAAUGGAUAUAAAAGGAGUAUUAACUGAUGUGGCCGGUGGAUCAUCUAACAGGAAAAUGGAAGAAAUUUAUAACCUAUGUGUAAUAAUGAACACUUACUAAAAAUGCUUUACCAGGGGCUUUGCAAAUUAUGCCGGCAGCUUGAUGAGGAGGUCUUCUUUCCACUUGAGUUUUCUUUGGCAGGAAGAUGGAUGAUCACUGACAACAGUUGCAUCUUGUGCCUUAGCCUUACAGCUUACAUGCUGAACUCCUGUAAAAGGCCCCCUUUCCUCGUGGUAAUGGUGUUUUGUCCCACAGGAGUUUUUAAGCGCUGUUGUUGUCUGUGUCUAUAGUUAGAAGUUGACCCACAAGUUCCCAAAUUAAUUAAAGACGUUCCUAGCCUUUCAGUAUGAGCGCUGUAAGAAGAGUAUUUUGGAGUUGAAUGUCGCAAAGCAUGUAAGUGAUAGGAACUAUCUAUAUAAAAUAACAUUAAGAAAUCAAAGGAGAUAUGUGAUACUAUUUUGGAACCUCUGAUAUACAAGGUGGGGCAAAAGUAGGUUUAUAGUUGUGCAUAUAAAAAUAAUACAAUAAUGAGUAAAUAAUACAAGAAUAAACUGUUUCCUGUACUCACAACUGUAAACCUACUUUUGCCCCACCCUGUAUGACUUUUAUUCUUUACCAGAUAAUACUUUUCGGUAUCUGUCAGUUAUUAAAAUAGUGGAUUUUAAAAAAUAUUUUAAAUGUGUGUGAACACAAAUCCUUUCUACUGUGAUCUUCCCUCACUGUAGUCUUCUAUAGUGUGUUCUAAUUGCUAGAAAGCAAUGGCAAACGUAUCUUUCAUGAUUCAGUCUAUAUUGGCAUAUUACUUUAGGGACCCAGGGCUUUUAGCAAGAGUGCUGUAUUUUGACCCCAGACUAUGAACAGACUGUGAAUUUGGUGCCUUUUUUUUCCUACCAAAGAAAAAUUGGAUCAAGGUUGGUGCUAAAUUUCAUGUUUCUUUCAAAAUUAUUUUUUCUUUUAAAGUAUAUAUAACACAAUAGGAAAUGUGUAGAUCCAGCAGUUUGUGUACAUUACAUUUUUUAAUAUACAUCUGAGGGGGGGGGAGGAAACUCACCUAUAAAGCAAUUUUUGAGUUCAAAUAUCUACUUCGAGGUAUGUGAUUUUGGUAAGCACAUAAGGCUUUAAAUUAUGAAACUUACAUAAAAAUGAUCACCAAAUGAAAACUUAAUGCCAAACAUAGCCCCAAACAUCUCUGGCCAAUGUUUCUAGCACAAAGGUAGCUAUUCCAAGUAUGCUGUAACUCUGAGGGCAUGUAAAAGAAUUGUGUAUAUUUUGUUAUACAAAAUAACUUUCUAUUACACUUGUUUAAAUAGAUAUUUUGAGAUAUUUUUCAGGCUAAAAUCAGAGUUCUGGGGGCCAUCAAUCUUAAAACUUGAACAAUGAGUUACAUU
Messenger RNA from Myotis myotis, 8326 nucleotides. It is a transcript of the gene SLC16A10, whose product is annotated as solute carrier family 16 member 10. Bases 16 to 1569 code for a protein of 517 amino acids. Gene Ontology annotation, molecular function: monocarboxylic acid transmembrane transporter activity. The record is from RefSeq and is a predicted model, not a curated record. Gene Ontology annotation, biological process: transmembrane transport. The transcript is spliced from 6 exons. Lineage: Eukaryota; Metazoa; Chordata; Mammalia; Chiroptera; Vespertilionidae.